This is a messenger RNA of Volvox carteri f. nagariensis, 2550 nucleotides long. RefSeq lists its product as uncharacterized. The transcript has 10 exons. NCBI's taxonomy places the organism in Eukaryota, Viridiplantae, Chlorophyta, Chlorophyceae, Chlamydomonadales, Volvocaceae. The record is from RefSeq and is a predicted model, not a curated record. Bases 1 to 2550 code for a protein of 849 amino acids.
AUGCUUCCUGGAGAGUGGUCUCACUUUGGGUGGUCUUGGGGAAGUAGUACUGGUGCGGAAACCAAGGCUGUGCAGAUGUGCAGCACUUGUUUAUGUAUAUGGCCUGUGGCGUAUCCGGCAAUGCCGGUCAGCGGCGGUGGUGGUGGUGGCGCCAAAAGCCUGACCCGCACUAAUGGCAGCCGUGCAGGAAGCGGCCGCGAGGAUGAUGAUGGCGCCGGGGCCGCAAUCCACAGCAGCAGUAGCAGCAGCAGCAGCACCGACGGCAGCAUCGAAUCUAGCACCAGUUCCUGUGUCAGGCAUUGCGAAGGUGAAGGUGAAGGGGAUGGGGGCGGUGGCCGGGGGUCCCCAAGGGCAGAUCCCAUCGCGCCAACAGCCGCAGCUGCAACUGCUACAGCCAGUGGGGCUUAUGUGCUCAAGAUCCACGGCAGCCGCGACCUGUACGGCAUGAAGGCCAUCCGUGCCGCCUUCCCAAACCAGCUACAGGCUGCCAUCGCGAGUGGAGAGCCUCAAAGUGUCGUACUACUGCUACUGCCGCAACAACCCGAUAAGGGCGCCUCCGCCGGCGCUGACGCCAAUAGUGACGCUGCGGCUGUAGCAGCGGUGCCGUACACCAUCAGCAUGCAUGCGUGGGUGUACCACAGGACCGUAGUGUGUCGUCUCUCCCGUACGGCAGAUUUACUUCGUGAUCUGGAUGCGGGACCUGGCGACAAGCUUCGACUGUCGCUACUGCCGGACGGCCGAGCGGUGGUGAUGAAAGCGGCGGGGCGGGCGGCGGGCGCGGCUACUGCUGCCUCCGCCGACGUUGUCGCUGACGUUGGUCUGGCGUACGUCGUACCUCUGACGGCGACGUACCUAGGGCACAAGGUAUACAUUCCCACCGAAAUCGUACGGCAGCUAUUGGUACGGCAGCAGGGGCCCCGAGUGCCGCCACAGCUCCAGGGAUGCGCUUACCUCCAGAGCUACACGUACGGCAGCAGGGGCCCCGUGGCGGCGGUGCUCUGGUACCUGAAGGGGGCGAGGCCCUGGCUGCGCGCUGGGGGAGCUGUUCCCGGGGACCAGCUGCACCUCAGGAGAGCGGCGAAUCCCGUGGCGGAAACUCGCGGAGGCGGAAGCGGCGGAGGCGGCGGAGGUGGAGGCGGCGGAGGCGGCUCGGCGGCGGCCGCCAGUGUUGCAAUCACAUUGUGCCGAUUCAGGCGCGGGAAGUCUGAUGCCGCGGUGCCGAGUCUAGGAGGGGGGGUAGGAACCGGCGACAGGUUGCGAGUGUCGCUACUGCCCGACGGCCGCGCGGUGGUAGAGGCCGCCGACCCGGCAGCCGCCACGCCCUGCAUCGUACCCCUGUCGUACUACAGCUUCAGGAUGCACGUGUACGUCCCCAUUGCCGUUGUACGGCAGCUAUUAGGGCCGGAGGCCGCCGUCGAGAUGGGCAAAGCCGUACCGGUCAAACUGGAGCCGCAGCAGCUUCCGGGACCCGCGGGGCCGGCGGGUGCUGUCUCCGGAGCUACGGUUUUGGUAGCAAUGGGCUGGCUGCGGGGCGUGGGAGCGGCUCCAGGGGAUGUGCUCCGGCUGGAAGCUGUCGCCGGCCGUACAGCAGCAGCUGUAGCAGCAUCGGGUGCGGAAGACGGAUCUGGGGCCCCGGCGGCGGCUGUAGCCGCGGUCAAAGAGGCGGCGGAUGGCAAGGAGGAGAAGGAGGAGGGGGAAUCCGGGGAAACCGAGGAAGUCGCCGCCGCCGCUUUGACGAUCGUCGUGAAGCUCGAGCGGGCGGUCAGGGGAAGCCCUACGGCGGGAUUGCCGCUGCUGCCGUCGCCGCCGUCGCCGCCGCCGCCGUCGCCGCUGCCUACGGAGAGGCAGUCGCAGGAGGAUCUACUGCCCGCUUCUCUUCUCGUCGUGUCGGACGUCUUGGCGGCCGCGGCCGCUGCAGCAAAAAGGGCACCAUGUACGGCGGAAGAGGGGCAGCCACCAUCGCAAGUGGGGUCGUGGGCUUCAACAGCACCGGCACUGGCGGCAGCAGCAGCAGCAGCAGCAACAGCCGGAGGGGUCAGGGCAGUGGCGAGGGGAGGAGCAGCGGCCGCCGUGUGCCGCCCUGCCCUGGAGGAGGUGAGUCAGGAGGUCGGAGCUGAGUUCACGAGCUCCCGACGUGGCGACGGCGACGACGAGGUUAAUGAGCAUGACGAUGGCGCUGGUUGCUGGUGCUGCUCCUGCUUGACGCCGUCUCCCGCGGCCGGUGCUGGUGCUGCUGGUACCAAGUCUCAACCCGCCUUCCCAGGAGGGGAAUAUAGACCCGCGAGGUGGAGGUGGAGGUGGAGGUGGAGGUGGAGGUGGAGGUGGGGACACGGAGGGCAGCGGCACAGGGUGAACGAGGAGAUGCCGGAGAUCUUUUGUUGGGUAGAUAGCAGUGCGGCACUGGGGGGGGGGGAGGGGGACGAGGGGGGAGGUUUGGAUCGUUUUCAGGGCGCGGCAGUGGAAUGCGGCGACCGUCCCCUGGGAGUUCCCACUGCCAAGCGCGCAUUUGUCGAUAUCUUGUCAAUGCUUCGCAAGCCAGUGGUUGGAUGA